AUAGGCUAUACCUUCAUAGAGCAAAAAUGGCGUCAACUUUUGACAACGUGCAGGUCGCUGUUCUAACAGAAAAUUACAAUUUUAAGUUUCUAACAGAUCAUCCGGUUGUUCUUGAUGUAUCUCAUCAAGGAGACUGUGUUAUGAUGCAGUUUUUCAAAGACAAAGCCCCAAUUCACAUGUUCUCCGUAAACAAUGACACGGAACAUGCCAGAAUGGGAGCACAGAGUAUCAUCUUCACACGAGACAAGGACACAACACUGGUCCGGUUUUCUAGUGUUCACAAUAUGAAGCAGUUUCAGUUCCGUCUGAAUGAACUGACAGAUGGAUUAAAAUCUGUGUUCAGUGACAGAACAGAUUCAGCAUCAGCUGUCCAAUAUUUCCAGUUUUAUGGAUACCUCUCACAACAACAGAACAUGAUGCAGGACUAUAUAAGAACAUCAACAUACCAAAGGGCUAUGUUGGCCAACUUAAUAGAUUUCCAUGACAAGGUUGUGUUAGAUGUUGGUGCUGGGUCAGGCAUCCUGUCGUUCUUUGCUGUUCAGGCUGGAGCCAGAAAAGUGUACGCCAUCGAAGCCAGCAGUAUGGCCACCCAUUGUCAGACUCUGGUAGCACAAAACAAAAUGUCUGACAAGAUUGUGGUGGUGCCGGGGAAGGUGGAGGAUGUUGAGAUCCCAGAGGCUGUAGACACCAUUAUAUCCGAGCCCAUGGGCUACAUGCUAUUCAAUGAGAGAAUGCUGGAGACUUUCCUCCAUGCCAAGAAAUGGCUCAAACCUGGAGGGAAGAUGUUUCCAACUCAGGGAGACCUGCACAUAGCCCCAUUCACAGAUGAAGCCCUUUACCUGGAGCAAUUUUCAAAGGCUAAUUUCUGGUAUCAGCAAUCAUUCCAUGGAAUUGAUUUAGCAAGUUUACGUAGUGCAGCUGUCAAAGAAUACUUCACACAGCCCAUUGUCGACACUUUUGAUGUGAGGAUAUGUCUUGCCAAGUCGGUGAAACACACGGUGGAUUUCCAGACGGCAGAUGAAACAGACCUACACAACAUUGAGAUCCCCCUGACCUUCAGUAUGCACGAGUCUGGUUUGGUGCAUGGUCUAGCUUUCUGGUUUGAUGUGGCCUUUUUGGGAUCAAUAGAGUCGGUAUGGUUGUCUACAGCCCCUACAGAGACCCUGACCCACUGGUACCAGGUCAGGUGUCUGGUGGAAACCCCGGUCCUGGUCAAGCAGGGACAGACCCUCACCGGCAAGUGUGUGCUAAGGUGUAAUAAAAGACAAAGUUAUGAUGUUGACAUUGAAUUAAACAUCCCAGGAACAAACUCAAAGUCCACAAACACUUUAGAUCUGAAAAAUCCAUUUUUCCGUUACACGGGUCAGACCCCUCAACCUCCCCCAGGGACCAACACAACCUGCCCCACUGAUGCCUACUGGAAUAAUAUGGCAACAGGUCAGACUGCCUAUAUGAAUGGACUGGUCAACGGUGACACCAGUGCCGUCCAACUCAUUAACCACCAGGGGGUCGUUCAACAAAAUCUUGUCCCAGUCUCUGCUCCUAUCAACCCUGGGGGUAUACCAAGCGUAAUAAAUUUGACAUCCAAUGCCCACAGAGCAUCUGUUGGGGCUGGAAUAAGUCCAGUCAACUUUGCACACCAAUCACAGAGUUCCAUCCCUGCCAGUUUCCCAGUCAGCAAUCAGUUUAUGAUAGGGGAUUAUGUUAUGCCAGGAAAUGUCAUUUAUCCAUCACAAUCACAGUCACGGAAAUCAGAGGCAGUGUGACAGUAGAGCAGCAGCAAGUGAUGGUCAGAUGAUUUUACAAACAAUUACACAGUAUCUGUGUUCUAUAGCUCACUAGACUAUCAUAAUCAUUGGAUCUCUUCUUCUGUGCUCAACUGUAUCAUUGAUGUGUUGUGUCAUGAUUCUGUUGGAAGGGGCAAGUUCUACACAAUGUAUACUGUAGACAAAGCUGCCGCCGAAGACAAAGCCUUAUAUGAAAUGUAGUUCCAUAUUGUGUUGACAUUACAUGUAGCCGUUAGUGAUGGAUCCGUGUAUUAGUUGUACUUUUUCGGACCUCCAGGAUGGACUGAUUUCUGUUGAGUGACAGACUAAGUGGAAUUAAUUUUAAUCUUUCUGCUGAGAUCAUGUAAUAAAUCUGUUAAUGUGAUAUAGACACAUGAUACAUGAUUUGUUUCAAAGUACAUGUACUUCAGUAAACAAAAACGUGAUUUUUUGCAUGAUCAAAUGGGAAACAAUUGUCAUAUUAAAAGAAAAGUACCCUA
Molecule: messenger RNA, 2266 nt
Organism: Magallana angulata
Lineage: Eukaryota; Metazoa; Mollusca; Bivalvia; Ostreida; Ostreidae
Product: histone-arginine methyltransferase CARMER-like
Exons: 14
Coding region: 27-1766 (579 amino acids)
Biological process (GO): peptidyl-arginine methylation
Molecular function (GO): protein-arginine N-methyltransferase activity
Source: RefSeq, a predicted model, not a curated record